GGGUGCUUCGGCGGCGGGGCGGGCGCACUGACUGGCAGAGUCGCAGACCCGUGGAGAUGGCGACGCUCUGUCUGACCGUGAAUUCAGGAGACCCUCCCCUGGGCGCUCUGCUGGCAGUAGAACAUGUGAAGGACAAUGUCAGCAUUUCUGUUGAAGAAGGGAAAGAAAAUGUCCUUCGUGUGUCUGAAAACGUGGUGUUUACGGACAUAAAUUCCAUCCUGCGCUACCUGGCUAGAGUUGCAGCCACGGCUGGGCUCUACGGCGCCAACCUGAUGGAACAUGCUGAGAUCGAUCACUGGUUGGAGUUUAGUGCUACAAAAUUGUCUUCAUGUGAUUUGUUUGCCGCUGCGAUCCGUGAGCUCAGUCACUGCCUAUCUCUGAGAACGUACUUGGUUGGAAACUCCUUGAGCUUAGCAGAUGUGUGUGUUUGGGCCGCCCUGAAAGGAAACGCUGCAUGGCAGGGACAGUUGGAGCAGAACCAAGCGCCAGUCCACGUAAAGCGCUGGUUUGGCUUUCUCGAAGCCCAGCAGGCCUUCCGGUCAGUAGGUGCCAAGUGGACUGUCUCAGCCACCAAAGGCAAAGCGGCACCUGAGAAAAAGCAGGAUGUUGGGAAAUUUGUUGAGCUUCCGGGUGCUGAGAUGGGAAAAGUUACUGUCAGAUUUCCUCCAGAGGCUAGUGGUUACUUACACAUUGGGCAUGCGAAAGCUGCUCUUCUGAACCAGCACUACCAGGUUAACUUUAAAGGGAAACUGAUCAUGAGAUUUGAUGACACAAAUCCUGAAAAAGAAAAGGAAGAUUUUGAGAAGGUGAUCCUGGAAGAUGUUGCGAUGUUGCAUAUCAAGCCAGAUCAGUUUACUUACACGUCAGAUCACUUUGAGACGAUAAUGAAGUACGCAGAGAAGCUGAUCCGGGAAGGGAAGGCAUACGUGGACGACACUCCCGCCGAGCAGAUGAAAGCUGAACGUGAGCAGAGGAUAGAAUCCAAACACAGGAGCAACUCUGUCGAGAAGAACCUGCAAAUGUGGGAGGAAAUGAAAAAAGGGAGCCAGUUCGGUCAGUCCUGUUGUCUGCGAGCCAAGAUCGACAUGAGCAGUAACAACGGCUGCAUGAGGGACCCCACCCUGUACCGCUGCAAAACGCAGCCCCACCCGAGGACCGGAAGUAAGCACAAUGUUUAUCCCACCUACGAUUUUGCCUGCCCCAUCGUGGAUAGCAUCGAGGGUGUCACGCACGCCCUGAGGACCACAGAAUACCAUGACAGAGACGAGCAGUUUUACUGGAUUAUUGAAGCUUUAGGCAUAAGAAAACCGUAUAUUUGGGAGUAUAGUCGGCUAAAUCUCAACAACACAGUGCUGUCGAAGAGAAAACUCACGUGGUUUGUCGACGAAGGACUGGUAGAUGGAUGGGACGACCCGAGGUUCCCUACGGUCCGUGGGGUCCUGAGAAGGGGGAUGACAGUCGAAGGGCUGAAGCAGUUCAUCGCUGCCCAGGGCUCCUCACGUUCGGUCGUGAACAUGGAAUGGGACAAAAUUUGGGCAUUUAACAAAAAGGUCAUCGACCCGGUGGCCCCACGGUACGUCGCAUUGCUGAAGAAAGAGGCGGUCCUGGUGAACGUCCCCGGAGCACAGGAGGAGAAGAAAGAAGUGGCCAAACACCCAAAGAACCCGGAUGUGGGCUUGAAGCCCGUGUGGUACAGCCCCAGAGUUUUCAUCGAAGGUGCCGAUGCGGAGACGCUGUCGGAGGGCGAGAUGGUGACAUUCAUAAACUGGGGCAACAUCAGCAUCACUAAGAUACACAGAAAUGCAGAAGGAAAAAUUGUGUCUCUUGAUGCAAAGUUGAAUUUGGAGAACAGAGACUACAAGAAGACCACGAAGAUCACUUGGCUGGCGGACACGGCGCGCGCUCCUCCCGUCCCAGCGGUCUGCGUCACGUACGAGCACUUGAUCACAAAGCCGGUGCUGGGGAGGGACGAGGACUUCAAGCAGUUCGUCAACAGGGACAGUAAGCAUGAAGAGCUGAUGCUGGGAGAUCCCUGCCUUAAGGAUUUGAAAAAGGGAGACAUUAUACAGCUCCAGAGAAGAGGCUUCUUCAUAUGCGAUCAACCGUAUGAACCUGUCAGCCCGUAUAGUUGCAGAGAAGCCCCGUGUGUUUUAAUCUACAUCCCUGACGGUCAUACAAAGGAAAUGCCGACGUCUGGGUCAAAGGAAAAGACCAGAGUAGAGUCAGCGAAGACUGAGACGCCGCCGCCUGCUAAGGGGAGGCCAGCGCCACCUGCGACUGGCUCCCGUGCUCCGUCCGAGGAUCCCCUGGUCCUUUACACCAGAGUGGCUGCCCAGGGCGAUGCGGUUCGUGAUUUAAAAGCCCAGAAAGCGGCAAAGGAAGACAUAGACGCGGCCGUGAAGCAGCUGCUGGCUUUGAAGGCCGAGUACAAGGAGAAAACGGGCCAGGAAUACAAGCCCGGAGACGCUCCCGCGGCCACAGCACCGAGCGUCCCUCCCGCGUCCCCAGCAGCUGUCCCCGGGAGUCAGUCACUGUACGAGGAGGUCGCUGCACAAGGGGAGGUGGUUCGGAAACUGAAAGCCGAAAAGGCGCCCAAGGCUAAAGUAAAUGAAGCCGUAGAGUGCUUGCUUUCUCUGAAAGCUCAGUAUAAGGAAAAAACCGGACAGGACUACGUCCCUCAUCAGCCCGCAUUAUCUCAGAGUUCAGAUUCAAGUCCAGCCAGAAGCUCCGAGGCUUGUGGGCCAGAAACGGCCGAAGCCAAAGUGCUUUUUGACAAAGUAGCUUCUCAGGGAGAGGUCGUUCGAAAACUAAAAGCCGAAAAAGCCUCCAAGGAUCAGGUAGGCCCAGCCGUGCAAGAGCUGCUUCAGCUGAAGGCGCAGUACAAGGCGCUGACGGGAGCAGAGUACAAGCCUGUCUCCGCCGCCGGCGCCGAGGACAAAGACAAGAGAAAGAAAGAAAAAGAAAACAAAUCCGAAAAGCAGAAUAAGCCUCAGAAACAAAGUGACGGCCAGAAGAAAGACGCCUCCAAACAGCCGGGGAGCGGGCUGGCGUCCGGCGGCGCCGGAGAAGGGCAGGGGCCCCGCAAGCAGACCAGGUUGGGUCUUGAGGCAAAAAAAGAAGAAAAUCUUGCAGAUUGGUAUUCUCAAGUCAUCACAAAGUCAGAAAUGAUCGAAUACUACGAUGUAAGUGGCUGCUACAUUCUUCGGCCGUGGGCGUAUUCCAUCUGGGAAUUCAUCCGAGACUUUUUUGAUGCCGAGAUCAAGAAACUUGGUGUUGAAAACUGCUAUUUCCCCAUGUUUGUAUCUCAAGGCGCGUUAGAAAAAGAGAAGACUCAUGUUGCUGAUUUUGCCCCUGAAGUUGCCUGGGUUACAAGAUCUGGCAAAACAGAGCUGGCAGAACCCAUUGCCGUUCGCCCUACCAGUGAAACAGUCAUGUAUCCUGCAUAUGCGAAGUGGGUGCAGUCACACAGGGACCUGCCCAUCAGGCUCAAUCAGUGGUGCAAUGUGGUGCGCUGGGAGUUCAAGCACCCGCAGCCUUUCCUGCGGACUCGAGAGUUCCUGUGGCAGGAAGGGCACAGCGCCUUCGCCACCUUCGAAGAAGCAGCGGAGGAGGUCCUGCAGAUCCUUGACCUGUACGCUCAGGUGUACGAAGAGCUCCUGGCGAUCCCCGUUGUGAAAGGAAGGAAGACCGAGAAGGAGAAGUUCGCUGGGGGCGACUACACCACCACGGUGGAGGCGUUCGUGUCCACCAGCGGACGAGCCAUCCAGGGAGCCACAUCACAUCAUUUAGGGCAGAAUUUUUCCAAAAUGUUUGAAAUCAUUUUUGAAGAUCCAAGGACACCAGGAGAGAAGCAGUUUGCCUACCAGAACUCCUGGGGCCUGACCACGCGCACGAUUGGUGUCAUGACCAUGGUCCAUGGGGACAAUGUGGGCUUAGUGUUACCGCCCCGCGUCGCCUGUGUUCAGGUGGUGGUUAUCCCUUGUGGCAUUACGAACGUACUUUCCGAAGAAGACAGAGAUGCUCUGAUCGCCAAAUGCAGUGACUAUCAGAGGCGGCUGCGCAGCGUCAACAUUCGGGUCAAAGUCGAUUCGAGAGAUAAUUAUUCUCCAGGUUGGAAAUUCAAUCACUGGGAGCUCAAGGGAGUUCCGAUUAGACUUGAAGUUGGGCCACGUGAUAUGAAGAGCUGUCAGUUUGUAGCCGUCAGACGAGAUACUGGAGAAAAGCUGACAAUUGCUGAAAACGAGGCCGAGACUAAACUUCAGGCCAUUUUGGAAGACAUCCACGUUAACCUUUUCACGAGGGCUUCUGAAGACCUUAAGACUCAUAUGGUUGUGGCUAAUUCAAUGGAAGACUUUCAGAAGGUGCUAGAGUCUGGAAAGAUUGCUCAGAUUCCGUUCUGUGGGGAAAUCGACUGCGAAGACUGGAUCAAGAAGACCACCGCCAGGGAUCAGGACCUCGAGCCUGGCGCCCCGUCCAUGGGCGCCAAAAGCCUUUGCAUCCCCUUCCAGCCCCUGUGCCAGCUGCCGCCCGGGGCCAGGUGCGUCUGCGGCAAGAACCCCGCCCAGUACUACACCCUGUUCGGCCGCAGCUACUGAAGGAUGAAACCGCACUCCUGUCUCCAGCCCGCCAAACUUCGUCAGACUCGGACUGCUCUCUCCCCAGAUGUAGACAGUUUUAUGAUUUUUCUAAAAUAAACGUUCUAAAGGGGGGGGCCGUGAAACAAACACCUAUCCUUAUGCCUCGGUUAGCAGUGGGGAAAAGCUUUUCUGUAAACCAGCCCAGUAAUAAAUAUCAUGAACUCA
Messenger RNA from Pteropus alecto (black flying fox), 4802 nucleotides. RefSeq names its product glutamyl-prolyl-tRNA synthetase (gene EPRS1). Lineage: Eukaryota; Metazoa; Chordata; Mammalia; Chiroptera; Pteropodidae. Bases 57 to 4595 code for a protein of 1512 amino acids. Gene Ontology annotation, biological process: translation; prolyl-tRNA aminoacylation; glutamyl-tRNA aminoacylation. Gene Ontology annotation, molecular function: ATP binding; glutamate-tRNA ligase activity; proline-tRNA ligase activity. Gene Ontology annotation, cellular component: cytoplasm; aminoacyl-tRNA synthetase multienzyme complex. The record is from RefSeq and is a predicted model, not a curated record. The transcript is spliced from 32 exons.